Molecule: messenger RNA, 597 nt
Organism: Anastrepha obliqua
Lineage: Eukaryota; Metazoa; Arthropoda; Insecta; Diptera; Tephritidae
Exons: 2
Coding region: 1-597 (198 amino acids)
Source: RefSeq, a predicted model, not a curated record
AUGCUGUUUCAGCCAAUAUUUAAGAAUUUACGCUUUUUGAUUUUACUUCUUCUAGCCGCCACUGAGCUGCAGGCAAGCACUUUACGAGACGAGGGUAUGGAGGCGAGCGAAGUGCGGACAAAACGUGGACACAGCACAAGUGGCGGUGCACCAAAUGACUACGGUCCAGCUAUAAAAAUCACCUCGAGCAUCUUGCAACUGACCAAGGCAACGGAGGGUGGCACGGCUAUUGGUGAUAUUGGUUUGGAGCAUCAUGAGACCACACUUGAACAGCCUUGGCCGGUCUCUGCUGCCGGUGCUCACUUGCCAGCCGCGCACACCGUUUGGUUGGAGUUGCCAGGAAGACAACAGGAUUUCCACUUGAUUGCCGUGCCGGAUGUAAGCAAUGAUCAUACGCAAUUGUCCCACGAAGGUGCUGGCGCCGCUGGUGGUGCAACCAGUUCUUCAGAUGAUGCUACCUCUUCGCUAUCCAAAGGAUUGCAUACACAGAUAGUGAGCAGCGGUAAAGUCGUAACGCGCGUCAGCGAUAAUCUUGAUUUUGGCGAAGCGGCGGAGGGGAGAGCAAAGAGCAGCUCUCGAACUUCUUAUGGCAGAUAA